AUGGAUGACAAGGUCAAACAGCACUAUCUGGCUGACUCGCCUCCCUCGGUGGUCAGACUGGAAAUCAAGUCGCACUUUGAUGCUCUCCAGGAUGAAUCUCUUAGGAAAUAUGCCCACUUUAUGAGCCGAGCGGCAUUUGAAGGAACUCGCGUUACCUUGCGUCAGGUUUCCCCAGAAUCUGAACCCAUCUACGAUCUCAUCCUCUCCCUCCACCACGCUUGCAAUGGUGACUGGAAGAGCUUGGCCCAGAAGACCCAAGUCGCUGAUGAGCAUCUCCGGUUCUUUCUCGAAUAUGCGGCUCAAUUCUUGGGCAACUGCGGUAAUUACAAGGGAUUCGGUGACUCCAAGUUCAUUCCCCGUCUGCCACUCUCUGCUCUGGAGACGCUGGCAUCCAUCGCACCUGAAACCAAGGCGGCCUUCCAAAAAGCGAACACUACCGGAGGGGGCAUCUAUGAGACUAGUGAGCAGUCUAUGAUGCACCUUGGUUACCCCACGAGUGGACACAUGACCACCUAUUAUCCUGACUCCCCUACUAUCACCAAAGACGAGAUUACCGCUAUUGGUGACUUGAUGGAGAAGAAGGGCCUGGCUCUGGAGAACACAAGAAUUCGCAAGACGUCAUCGGGUGAUUUUGAGCUUCUAAUAGCAUCGGGGAUUUCUAGACCCCCGGUUGGAGAUCGUGACCUCGGAGAACAGGACAGUUUUGAGCUUGAUGGAAGCCUGAAGGGGAAAACAGUGCGCCUUGUGUUUGGAGAUCAUCUGGAGGAGAUGGCCAAGAUUUCCCACUCGAUCAAACAGGCAGAGCGCAACGCGGCGAACGAGAACCAGAAGCAAAUGUUAGAGUCUUAUGCCCGCACAUUCGGUACGGGAUCUAUCGAGGCAUUCAAGGAGAGUCAGCGCAUCUGGGUGAAAGACCAGAAGCCUGUUUUGGAGACAAAUCUGGGCUUCGUGGAGACCUAUCGUGACCCCCACGGAGUUCGUGGAGAAUGGGAAGGCUUGAUCGCUUUGGUUAACAUGGAACGAACUCGGGCAUUCGGUGCGCUGGUAGACAGUGCCGAGAGCAUGAUCCCCAAAUUACCCUGGGGUAAGGAUUUUGAGAAGGACAAGUUCCUUAGCCCGGAUUUCACUUCACUCGAGGUGUUAAGCUUCGCUGGGUCGGGUAUUCCUGCUGGUAUCAAUCUGCCUAACUACGAUGAUAUCCGCCAGAACUUGGGCUUCAAGAACGUGUCUCUAGGUAAUGUUCUGAGUGCCAAAGCCCCCAAUGAGCCCAUCCCUUUUGUUGCCGAGGCGGAUCAGGAGGUUUACCGCCGGUGCCGUGAUCCUGCUUUUGAGGUUCAGGUCGGUAUUCAUGAACUGCUCGGUCACGGAACCGGCAAGCUGCUGCAAGAAACAGCCCCUGGUGAAUACAACUUUGAUGUCUCCAACCCGCCGAUCAGCCCUGUGACAAACAAGCCCGUGACGAGCUGGUACAAGCCCGGCCAAACAUGGAGCUCAGUGUUCGGAGCCAUUGCUGGAUCGUAUGAAGAGUGCCGUGCUGAGUGUGUAGCCAUGGUGCUCGGAUGUGAUUUUGAGAUCCUGAAAAUCUUUGGAUUCGGCAAUGGCGUCGAGGAUAUGAGUAGCGAAGCUGGUGAUGUUCUCUUCGCCGCAUACCUUCAAAUGGCUCGCGCUGGUUUGGUUGCAUUGGAAUUCUGGGAUCCAAAGACUCAAAAGUGGGGCCAGGCUCAUAUGCAAGCCCGGUACAGUAUCCUCCGCACUUUCCUCGCUGCGGGCGAUGACUUUGUCAAGCUGUCGUUCACCAAGGAUGAUCUGUCAGAUCUGGAGAUCCGUCUGGAUCGGUCUAAGAUUUUGACCCACGGGCGCCCUGCCGUGGAGAAGUACCUGCAGAAACUUCAUGUUUACAAGAGCACCGCGGAUGUUGAUGCUGGCAAGGCCUUGUAUGACGAGAUCACAUCUGUGGAUAGCUGGUGGGGAACACAGGUGCGUGAGGUUGUCAUGAAGAAUAAGGUUCCUCGAAAGGUCUUUGUGCAGGCAAAUACUAUCCUAGAGGGAGACAAGGUCACAUUGAAGGAGUAUGAGCCGACUCUCGAGGGCUUGAUCCAGAGCUAUGUUGAUCGCAAGGUCUAA
Penicillium longicatenatum is the source of this 2124-nucleotide messenger RNA. RefSeq names its product dipeptidyl-peptidase III. Gene Ontology annotation, molecular function: dipeptidyl-peptidase activity; metalloexopeptidase activity. Gene Ontology annotation, cellular component: cytoplasm. The transcript has 3 exons. The coding region runs from base 1 to 2124 and encodes 707 amino acids. The record is from RefSeq and is a predicted model, not a curated record. NCBI's taxonomy places the organism in Eukaryota, Fungi, Ascomycota, Eurotiomycetes, Eurotiales, Aspergillaceae. Gene Ontology annotation, biological process: proteolysis.